Molecule: messenger RNA, 999 nt
Organism: Grammomys surdaster
Lineage: Eukaryota; Metazoa; Chordata; Mammalia; Rodentia; Muridae
Gene: Lsm7
Product: LSM7 homolog, U6 small nuclear RNA and mRNA degradation associated
Exons: 3
Coding region: 279-878 (199 amino acids)
Biological process (GO): mRNA splicing, via spliceosome; nuclear-transcribed mRNA catabolic process
Cellular component (GO): catalytic step 2 spliceosome; U6 snRNP; spliceosomal tri-snRNP complex
Molecular function (GO): RNA binding
Source: RefSeq, a predicted model, not a curated record
GCCUGCGCAGAGCGACGCGCGGCGACAAGAUGGCGGUGAGCAUUGCUAGAUCGCGGGGACAGCAGGGCUACGGGCUCGAGGGACAGUGGAAGCGAGAACAGAAAGACUAAAAGGAGAGUGACGGACGCCCGAAGAUAGGGAGACAGGGUGCCGAGGCAUGGGAGCCACGCGGGGCUGCAAACGAGGGACCUGGGGGUACAGGCCAGGUGACAUGGGAUGCAGGCGGCAGACAUGGGGAUGCAGACGAGGGACCUGGGGAUGCUGACAGGGGCCAUGGAAUGCAGAUAGGACGUGAAGAUGUAGACACAGGACAUGGGGUUGCAGACCAGGCAGCAUGGGGGUGCUCACAGGAAAUAGUGCAGGUGGGGGAUACGGGGAUGCAGAUGAGGACGUGGGCAUACAGACAGAAAUGCAGACUCAGGGGCGUAGAAUUCAACCGGGGAGCACUGGAGAUGAAGAUGCACACAGGGUUAUGGGGGCUUGGGGUGGAAAGGAGUCCCUGGGUGCCAGACCCAGGCAACAGGGAUGUGGGAAGGCUGGACCUCUCUCCUCAGCGCCCCACCCUCCAGCAGGACAAAGAGAAAAAGAAAAAAGAAAGCAUCUUGGACCUGUCUAAGUACAUUGAUAAGACUAUCCGAGUGAAGUUCCAGGGUGGCCGGGAAGCCAGCGGUAUCCUGAAAGGGUUUGACCCACUGCUCAACCUGGUGCUGGAUGGAACCAUUGAGUAUAUGCGAGACCCUGACGACCAGUACAAGCUGACAGAGGACACUCGGCAGCUGGGGCUUGUGGUGUGCCGUGGCACCUCGGUGGUGCUCAUCUGCCCGCAGGACGGCAUGGAAGCCAUUCCCAACCCUUUCGUGCAGCAGCAGGACACUUAGCAGCAAUGGCGGGUGGCCUGGCCCAGGGACCUUCCUUCUAGGGGGUGAACUUCUGUUUGAUAGUCUUUUGUUCUUGUUUUCUUUUAUUUUUUAAUAAAAUUGCCCACAUGAGCAUCCUGGU